Messenger RNA from Eublepharis macularius, 2742 nucleotides. It is a transcript of the gene MINAR1, whose product is annotated as membrane integral NOTCH2 associated receptor 1. The transcript is spliced from 3 exons. Gene Ontology annotation, biological process: negative regulation of TOR signaling; negative regulation of cell population proliferation. The record is from RefSeq and is a predicted model, not a curated record. Gene Ontology annotation, cellular component: plasma membrane. NCBI's taxonomy places the organism in Eukaryota, Metazoa, Chordata, Lepidosauria, Squamata, Eublepharidae. The coding region runs from base 1 to 2742 and encodes 913 amino acids.
AUGGAGACCAAUCAGGACUCCUCACUGUUCCUAGUGAAUAUUUUGGAGGAACUCGAUACCAAGCAAAACACCGUUUCCUAUCAGGAUCUCUGCAAAUCGUUGUGCGCAAGAUUUGAUUUAUCCCAGCUGGCCAAACUGAGGAGUGUGCUGUUCUACACUGCCUGCCUGGAUCCUAAUUUCCCCGCCACUUUGUUCAAAGACAAAAUGAGAUGCACCGUCAACAACCAGCAAUCAAAAAAGAUCAUGGUCGCAGCAGACAUCGUGACGAUAUUCAACCUUAUCCAGAUGAAUGGAGGCAUAGCCAAGGAAAAACUCCCUGUGGCCCGAGAGAAGGUGAGGAAGAAAGAAUCAAUAGAGUCUUGCCGGUCUGACACAGAGGUCUGUAAUAUGGCGGACUGUGUGCCUAAUUGUGAAUUGAGAGAGAGAGAAUUUAGCAGAGGGUAUUCAGGCAGGAGGUCUUCCAAAGGUAGGAAAGGGGAGUGCAAAGACUGUCCACAAUUCGUACCUGCGUCGGAACCUAAUUUUUUGCUUGGGGUCGAUAAAGAAAUUAAAGGCCGAGCAGCGUCACUUGAUCGUUUGCAAGCCCUAGCAUCGUAUACUAUUCCCAAUUCUUCACCUUGUGAAAUGCAGAGCACAUAUUUCCCCAUGAACAUUGAGACAGAGUCCAUCUCAGACCAGGACUCGUUGCCCAUCAGCUCAAGCAUCAAAGAACCAUUUGUUUCAAAUGAUGAACCCUUUGUGAUGCAGUCGUGCGUGCAGAAAAGAAACAUAUUCAAGGAAGACUUCCACAAUCUCCUCACUAUUUCCCCAAACUUGAUAUCGCCCACAAGCAAAACGGAGGAGGAACUUGUAGAACCUUCAUGCAGGAAAGAGACUUCUAAGCAGACAUUCUUCAAUCACAGUUUUGAAAUGCCAUACAGCAGCCAAUAUCUGAACCCAAUUUAUUCCCCCGUGCCAGAGAAAAGACGAGUCAAACAUGAAAGUUUAGAUGAUCUUCAAGCAUCUACUUAUUUUGGCCCAACAACCAUCCUUGGAUCACAAGAUACAAAAAGGUGGUUGGGAAAACCAAACAAACAAACCCCAUGGCCAGCAAAGAGUUGGAGUUUGAAUACUGAAGAAGUCCCUGAUUUUGAAAGAUCCUUUUUGAACAGGAAACAAUCAGAAGAGAAAUCCCGAUACCAAGGUUCAAACAGCCAGCCUCCCAAUUUUCCAGCCACUGAAAGGCACCAGCCUUAUCACAAUCCAAAAGAUCAACAGCCAAUGCUGCAGUCCAACUAUGCCGUGAAACCAAAUGGGCAUAAACCCAAAGAAAUCUCCUCCAUUUUAGAAAUGGAGAAGCGCGAACCCAUCAAAAAAUUUAAAGACAAAAGUAUUAACUGCACUUCUGUCCAGCUUCUGAGCAUCGACAAAACCAGCAGCGUUGGAACGCAGACAGACCCACAUGGGUUGGAACACAAAAAAUGCAACUUGAGUCAGAAUAAAUACAAUGAGCGACAUUCUCUGAAGCAAUCAGAUGACGACUCUGAAAUUGUGAGCGAUGAUAUUAGCGACAUCUUCAGGUUUCUGGAUGACAUGAGUGUCUGUGGGUCUUCUGGAGUGAUACAGUCCUCUUGCUACAACAGCACUGGCUCGCUCUCGCAGAUACACAAAUCAGAUUGCGAAAGCUCCCCCGAACACCACUUAGCGAAAAUUUCCAAUGGGAAUUCCAGUAACAAGCUGGACAAGGUGUCUCGGUUGGAGAUCAGCAGUGCAGCGGAUGACGAACUGAAAACUAGCGUCUGCAAACUAGUCCUGAGGAUUGGGGAAAUCGAAAAGAAGCUGGAGUCUCUCUCGAGCGUCAGGGAUGAAAUUUCCCAAGUCUUGGGCAAGCUGAACAAGUUGGAUCAAAAGAUCCAGCAGCCAGAGAAAGUUAGCGUCCAGCUCGAUCUCAAUUCCCUAACAAGCGAAGUUCAGUCGGAAGACAGUACCUCUCCGAGGAUGUUUUCGUGUCAUAAUUCUUCACAUGGGGGCAAAUUGGACAACAAUCCAGACUGGUGCUGCUCAGAUGCCAGCGGCAGCAAUAGUGAAAGCCUCCGGGUAAAAGCCUUAAAAAAAAGUUUGUUCACUAGGAGGUCAUCGAGAUCGCUUACAGAGGAGAAUAGUGCCACUGAAUCCAAGAUAGCAAGUAUUUCUAACUCCCCUAGAGACUGGCGGGCUAUCACGUACACCAACCAAGCUGGGAUCACAGAGGAAGAGAUGAAAGACCGAGGCGGGAAUGAAAACAAGGACUGGCACAGGAAAUCCAAAGAGGCAGACAGGCAGUAUGAAAUCCCACAACCGCAUAGACAUGCCAAGCAGUCCAAGGACACAUUUUUGAUUGAGCAAGUCUUCAGCCCCCAUCCCUACCCCGCAUCGCUCAAGUCGCACAUGAAGAGCAAUCCCCUGUACACGGACAUGCGCCUGACCGAACUGGCAGAAGUGAAACGAGCACAGCCAUCAUGGACCAUCGAGGAAUAUACAAGGAACUCUGGCGAGAAGGGGAAACUCACGGCUUUGGAUCUACAAGCCCAAGAAUCUUUGAAUCCCAACAAUCUGGAAUAUUGGAUGGAGGACAUCUACACACCAGGCUACGAUUCCUUAUUGAAACGUAAAGAAGCUGAAUUUAGAAGAGCAAAAGCUUGCAAAAUAGCAGCAUUGAUUGCGGCGGCUGCUUGUACAGUUAUCCUGGUUAUUGUGGUUCCAAUAUGUACUAUGAAAUCAUGA